Pimephales promelas (fathead minnow) is the source of this 2345-nucleotide messenger RNA. It is a transcript of the gene rgs14a, whose product is annotated as regulator of G protein signaling 14a. The record is from RefSeq and is a predicted model, not a curated record. Gene Ontology annotation, biological process: cell division; regulation of G protein-coupled receptor signaling pathway; spindle organization. Lineage: Eukaryota; Metazoa; Chordata; Actinopteri; Cypriniformes; Leuciscidae. Gene Ontology annotation, cellular component: nucleus; cytoplasm; plasma membrane. Gene Ontology annotation, molecular function: GTPase activator activity.
CUGAUUCCCCGCUCACCUGUUUGAAGUUGAGGCGCGUCGAACGCACAUGAACGCGUGUGUCGCACAGGCCAGGUAAACGCACACAGUCUCCAGUGUUCUCGGCUGCUGUUCAGGUGUUGUUAUGGUGGCGAUAAGAUAUCUAGGCCACAGCUUCUGCCGGCUGGCCCGAGGAGCGUCUUCACAGAUCAAGUUCGCCAGGAGUCGCGUGCGGCGGGAGAUGCGCUCGAGCGACGAUCAGACCCAGGCGGUUUCUGAUGGUGAGCUGAACCUCAAGCUAUCCAGCCGUGGCAGCAGCUCCAGCCUAUCAGAGAGCUCGAGCGGGUCAGGUGGUCCGGCCAGUCGCGUGGUCAGCUGGGCCGUGUGUUUCGAGCGGCUGCUUGAAGACCAUGUCGGUGUGCGAUACUUCACUGCGUUUCUCAGAUCAGAAGUGAGUGCUGAGAAUAUCCUGUUCUACCAAGCCUGUGAAAAGUACAAGAAAAUCCCGUCUACGAGACUGGAAGAGCUGAAGAGAGAAGCACGCUCCAUCUACGACAGUUUUCUGUCUGAAAGCUCUCUGCAUGCGGUUAAUAUCGACGAUACGGCGCAGGUGGAAGUGAGCGCUUUGGAGACGCCGACACCAGACAUGUUCGAUAAAGCACAGGAACAGAUCUUCAAACUAAUGAAAAUGGACAGCUACACGAGGUUUGUUCGCUCUCCGCUGUACCAGACCUGCAUGCUGGCCUGUGUGGAGGGUCGUCCUCUCCCCAGCGUUGGGACCCCGGAGCCCAAAAGCAAGAUGUCCAAAAAGAGCGCAACGCCUCCCAGUUACAGAAAGAGCGUUGAAUUGAAAGUGCCCUCGUCAGACAGCAAGACCAACAGGAAGAAGAGGUUAGAGAAGAGAGGCUCAUGGGGAGCCGACCAGUCGUACCAGCACGUGUCGGUGUCUCGUAAUGAGUCUCAGAUCUCGGUGAAGUCCAACAGCAGCUUGGAGUUGGUCUCUGGAUUCAGCCGAGCUGAGAAUGGGCGCUGCAGUGUGGCCGUCUCUGACCCAGAGGCCUUGAGUUCUGGUUCUCCUACAGCUGAUAAGUACUGUUGUGUGUAUCUGCCGGACGGGACGGCCAGCUUGGCCCCUGCCAGACCGGGCCUGACCCUCAGAGACAUGCUCAGCAGCCUGUGUGAGAAGAGAGGCUUUCCCCUGAAAGACGUGCUCAUUUACCUGCACGGCAAAGACAAGCCUCUUUCUCUGGACCAGGACAGCUCGGUGUGUGGAGAUCAACAGCUCACGCUGGAACUCAAAGUUACUUUUGUGCUGGAGAUUGUGUUUUUAGGAAGAACGAUUGGCAUCAUUGCGAAGUCCAGCAAGACGUUGGGCGACGCGGUUUCGCCCGUCCUCCAGAAACACGAGCUGAGACCUCAGGAUGUGCAGAUCACGCUGAGUGGCUCAAAUGAACCUCUAAGUCUGAGCACCAAUGUGUUUCGUCUAGCCAGCAAAACCAUGCGUCUGGACAGAGUUAAAGUUGGUUUGGAGACUCAAGCCUCUUCAUCAUCCAAAGCAAACCACAGACCCAGAAAACACCAGGAGAUGGACGUUCUGGUGGAGCUGCUGUCCCGUGCCCAGUGCAGUCGAGUGGACGACCAGCGAGGCUUACUCACGAAAGAGCACCUGGAGCUGCCGCAGUUCCUUCAGCUGCCAGCAGGGGACGGACAGCAACACGCACAAGAUGAAGACUGCGCCCUUUGACCUUUGACCCUGAGGACAUGUCCCGUGACCUUGAGCACUAUACAAGCAUCUAACAGACUCAAAGCAGUUAGUUGUGUGGAGGAGGGAAACUGUGUGUGUGUGUGUGUGAGAUUUCUUAACCUGAGAGUGAAUGAUUUGUGUAUAUUUUGUACAUCACAGACACUGAUCGAAUAUAGAGCUCUUAAAAACGCUGCCCAUCGAAGAAUGCAGAAUUAUGGGAAGAUGCCUUUAAAAAAAGAUCAUACUACAUAAAUGUGUAUUUAUUUUCAUAUCGGAUUGUAUUGUCCAAUAACAAGUGUGCUCUUUUUCUAUUUCUAAGAGCAUAUUUGUUAUGGGAAGUCUUACACAGAGUUGUUCACAGUGAGUUGUAGUGUCUGAUUAAAGCGGUUUUGUGUGAGCUGCUGUGGGGAAGUUGCACUGUUUGACUUGUUUUGCACUUUUUUUUUUUUGCUUUGUGUGGUGAAACAAUCUGAUAUGAAAUAAGGCACGCAAAGUCAUUUUCAGAAUAGUUUAAAAAAUGUGCCGUUCCAAAACUGUAUUCAAGCUUAUUUAUCAAGUUACUGUUAGUGUGUUAUUUGGUUAGUGCCUCUCUCUUCUGUAAAAUAAAAGCAGAUGUUGUACAAAA